Messenger RNA from Epinephelus moara (kelp grouper), 3154 nucleotides. It is a transcript of the gene runx1, whose product is annotated as RUNX family transcription factor 1. Gene Ontology annotation, biological process: regulation of cell differentiation; hemopoiesis; neuron differentiation. Gene Ontology annotation, molecular function: DNA-binding transcription factor activity, RNA polymerase II-specific; RNA polymerase II cis-regulatory region sequence-specific DNA binding; ATP binding. NCBI's taxonomy places the organism in Eukaryota, Metazoa, Chordata, Actinopteri, Perciformes, Serranidae. The record is from RefSeq and is a predicted model, not a curated record. Gene Ontology annotation, cellular component: nucleus. The transcript has 8 exons. The coding region runs from base 502 to 1953 and encodes 483 amino acids.
GGCGCUGUGUGCCGUGAGCUCCAUUCAUGUAGCGGGGAAGGGGGAGAGACUUAACCGGGGCGCAGAGAGACGGAGCGGCUUGUUUGUAACGGUGCACUCAGUGUAGGCCGUUACAAUCAGAACAGUAGGUCAGAUUUACGCACGGCUUUCCUCCGUGUUUUGCCACUUUCCUUCCACUUUUGAUGACAAACGCGCGGAGGCUUCGUUUCAUCUGCGAGGAGACACAAUUAAGGAGCUUUGAAGACUUUCUCAGAGUGACUUCUGAUCGCCGCAUAAGUGUUGGAAACCUACUUUGGACGUUUGGCUUUUACGCACGAAGGCUGAAAUCCGCCGGCGCACCUGGACGACGUCUUUUUUUUUAUGGGCAGAUAAGAAGUCAAGAAGCUAUAGACAAAUACCCACACACGAAUCUGCUGCUUGUGCCGUAAACAGGACGCAACCGGGAGGUUUAUAUUGCGGAUCGGGGAAGCUGGGUGUCUGUGGACGCACUGUGGCGCACAAAUGGUGUUUCUGUGGGACGCGAAAUACGACCCAGCCCCUGGCCGGCGUUACACCCCACCUUCAACUACCCUGGCCUCAGGGGGGAAGAUGGCCGAGGCUCUGCCUCUGGGCGCCCAGGAGGCCGGAGGUGGGGCGGCUCUGGUGGGCAAACUGCGCAUGGCCGACCGCGGCAUGGUGGAGGUGAUCUCAGACCACCCAGGGGAGCUGGUGAAGACGGACAGUCCCAAUUUCCUCUGCUCGGUGCUGCCCACACACUGGAGGUGUAACAAGACCUUGCCCAUUGCUUUCAAGGUGGUUGCCCUGGGCGACAUCCCUGACGGCACCCUGGUAACAGUGAUGGCGGGAAACGAUGAGAACUACUCGGCUGAGCUUCGCAACGCCACGGCCGCCAUCAAGAACCAAGUGGCCAGGUUCAACGACCUGCGCUUUGUUGGCCGCAGCGGAAGAGGGAAGAGCUUCACCCUCACCAUCACAGUGUUCACCAACCCUCCUCAGGUGGCCACAUACCAGAGAGCCAUUAAAAUCACAGUGGAUGGGCCCAGAGAGCCACGCCGUCAUCGUCAGAAGAUGGACGAGGUCAAACCCGGCUCGCUGGCUUUUUCCGAGAGGCUAACGGAGCUGGAGCAGCUGAGACGGAGCUCAAUGAGGGUGACACCUCCUCACCACCAUCACCAUCAACAUCCUGCCAACACCCGCCAAUCAGCAACACUCAACUCGGCUACCUUCUCUAGUCCCACACAUGCUCAGAUAACUGCCGACUCCAGACAGAUGCAGUCGUCUCCAUCUUGGUCCUACGACCAAUCGUACCCUUACCUUGGCCAGAUAACCACACCCUCCGUCCACACAGCCAAUCCCCUCUCGCCAGGUCGAUCUACGCUCGGUGACCUUUCCUCGCGACUCACAGGUCCUGACCUCACAGCCUUCGGCGACCCCAGGAUGACCUUAGAGCGACCUUUCACCUCCCUCCCCUCCUUGCCCGACUCCCGCUUCUCAGACCCCCGUGUCCACUAUCCUCCGACGGCGGGCGCCUUCACCUACGCCCCCUCACACAACGCCGUCUCCAACAGCGCCCUUGGAAUCACCAUGGCAACCGCCAUGGCAACCACUCCAGCGGGGAGGUACCACACCUAUCUGCCACCCCCCUACCCAGCAAACAACCCCCACCAGGCUCAGAACGGGCCCUUCCAGUCCACCUCCUCGCCGUAUCACCUGUACUACUCCACCGCUGCCGGCUCGUACCAGUUCUCCAUGAUGGCAGGGGGAGGAGGCAGCAGUGACUCCCGCUCCCCGCCGAGGAUCUUGCCACCAUGCACUAACGCCUCCACAGGCUCCUCCCUUCUUCACCCGUCUUUGCCCAAUCAGAAUGAAAUAGUGGGCGUGGAGGUGGAGUCGAGCCACAGUAGCUCCCCGACUAACAUGGCGGCUGCUGAAGCUGUCUGGAGACCUUACUGAACCGGCAUGGGUGGUUGAAGGCGACGACAGACAUCAGACAACACUGGACAGAUUAAUACACACCGAUCCAAAAGAUAUGAGGGGCCAUAAGUCGAUGUAACGUCAAAGAUAACGCUCAAACAUGGCGAGUUGGAAAUAAAGGAACAUUUUGCCCAGUGCCACAGUCACUGAGUGUUUCAAACAGCAAUGGCGGAAGACGAUUACCAGGCUGAAGAUACAUUUGAUACUUUUUGGUAGAUGCGUUCACUGUUGGUUUGAGUCUUCACAUGGGACCUUCGACAAUACUGACAGACUUAUCCUUCAAGGGACUCCCUGUAAGAUAGACGAACUCAAACUUGUACGUGUACCGUAUUGUAUAUUGCCCCUAGAUUUUCUUCUAGACUCAUCAGCAGUGAGCAUGGAGGAAACUCAGUGGUUGCGCCUCCCAGUGAGCGGCAGUAUUGGUCGUCACCUUCCCGAAGUAAUACUUGGGAAACUGCUUCCUAGGAAUUUUAUUUCUGGAGAAACUCCAUCCAGUAACGUAUGCCAUCUGACUAGACUGGCUGGCAGGUGCAUUGUUCAACAGGGUUUUUAAUAAAUGAAGGAACCAAAUAUGGACCGACGAACGGAAAGAAGCAGGGUAACAUUUUAGUUUUACACUGACAAAGUGCAUGCAGCAGCACCCGACUGAUCUCAACUCAGCUUCCUUUAUAAGACAAGACUUCUUCCUCUUCGAUCUUGUUAAUGUUUUUGUACAGAUGAUUUGCUUAUGCCUCAUAGUGUAACAGCCUGUUUGUGUUGACCUCUGUCAUUGUUUCUACUCAUUCUUGGUUGACUUUUUUGUUUUAGAAAAACUGAGCCUAUCAUCUCUGACUUUACAUUUGUUGAUAAUGGCAACCAUGGGGGGAUCAGUUUUCCAUUUGCUCACCACACUGACAAACCAGUGCCGCAUGGAGUUUUGUUAAAUGCUUUUAUUUAUUCCGACAAUAACAUUUUGUAGUAGCAUUUCAUGUGUGUGUGUGAGUGUGUGUGCGAUUCACUGUCAAUUUUUACUGUAUAUAAAUCUGGCUGUAAAUGACAACUGCGUUUGAUCACGUUUUCAUCGCCCCUUCCUCUCUCUCUCUCUCUCUCUCUCUCACACACACACACACACACAAUCAUUUUGUUUUGACAUUGUUGACAGUGCACAUUUAGAUUUGAUUUAGAUAAACGUCUUCGGGGA